This is a messenger RNA of Musa acuminata subsp. malaccensis (wild Malaysian banana), 512 nucleotides long. Lineage: Eukaryota; Viridiplantae; Streptophyta; Magnoliopsida; Zingiberales; Musaceae. The record is from RefSeq and is a predicted model, not a curated record.
UUUGGUGCAGAUCCUUGCCAUCAUCACCUCUUUUAAAGACCUGCUCUGGUGCAUCAAAUGGAGGUGGUGUCGAAGUUUGAGAGUCGCUCACUUCAUGGGUGCUCUAGACCUGACCGUAAAGGUGUCAAAUGUUUCCCCUAAGACAAGUCGAGCGGAUCUUAUUUUCUUCUUCUCGUACUGUGGUACUGUCGAUGAAAUCCAGCUGCAGAGAGAUGGAGAUCAGUCCCAAACGGCUCUUGUGACCUUUCGGCAGCCAUAUGCCUUUGAAACUGCUCUUCUAUUGAGUGGAGCACCCAUACUGGAUCGCUCCGUUCGCAUAUUGCCUGCGGGGAACUGGAAAGACAUACCAGUAGAUUGAUGCUUCAGUAUCUUACAUGGAGGAGCUCUUCUGCAUUGGAUUUCUGAGGCACUCCAGAGGAAACAUUAGUGAUGCUUCGAUUUGGAUGGAUUAGUAGAUUAAUAUCAGAGUCUGUAAACCGCUUGCUUUGAACAAUCAGCUCAAUUCUAAAUUA